This is a messenger RNA of Mesocestoides corti, 1044 nucleotides long. The record is from the annotation of a GenBank genome assembly. Lineage: Eukaryota; Metazoa; Platyhelminthes; Cestoda; Cyclophyllidea; Mesocestoididae.
AUGUCUUCGGUGGCUGUUGUUGUUGGAACCCAAUGGGGCGAUGAAGGCAAAGGAAAAUUAGUAGAUAUCCUCUCAAUGAGCUGCAAUGUAAUUUGUCGAUGUCAAGGUGGCAAUAAUGCAGGUCACACUGUCAUUGUCGAUGGGAUAAAUUAUUUCUUCCAUCUUGUUCCCAGUGGUAUUCUCAGAACCGACUCUGUGUGCAUCAUAGGGAAUGGAGUUGUUGAAAUCGAUACUCUCACUAAACAGGGUGUACCAGAUAUCGAAGGCCGGAUGCGGAUAUCUGAAAACGCUCAUAUCGUUUUUGACGUUCAUCGACGAGUCGACGAAUUAGAGGAAGAGGCUAGGGGACAACAUUUAAUUGGCACCACCAAGCGUGGUAUCGGUCCAACGUACGCUUCUAAAGCUUCGCGCAGAGGUUUGCGUGUUGGUGACCUUGUAGGCGAUUGGAAUACCUUUUGUGAGCACUAUGAAUUGCUUGUUAAUUACUAUCAAUCGUAUUUCCCAAACUUGGAUAUUGAUAUCAAAAGAUCGCUGGAGGAACUCGCUGAGAUUCGUGUACGUUUAAAGCCCAUGGUUCAAAAUACUACCUUUUUGGUAAAUAAACUCGUAAAGGACAAAUCAAAUCGCCUUCUCGUUGAGUGCGCUCAGUCAACAAUGCUCGACAUCGACUUCGGCACCUAUCCCUACGUCACUGCGUCAAAUUGCUCUGUCGGUGGUGCGUGCACUGGACUUGGACUGCCGCCGUCUUCUAUUGGCGAUGUUUAUGGAGUCGCCAAAGUUUACACAACACGAGUCGGAUCCGGACUUUUCCCCACAGAAAUAACUGGGGAAUUGGCCGCGAAACUCCAGUCGAUUGGUCGGGAAUUUGGCGUUACUACAGGCAGGAAGCGACGUGUUGGGUGGUUUGAUGCGGUUGUUUUGCGCUACUCUCACAUGAUCAACAACUUCACAGCAAUUGCGCUCACAAAAUUAGAUGUCCUGGACGAUUUUGACGAGAUCAAAAUUGGCAAGGACUAUGUGGAUCCGGAAACGGGUGAAAUUCUG